Molecule: messenger RNA, 682 nt
Organism: Dama dama (fallow deer)
Lineage: Eukaryota; Metazoa; Chordata; Mammalia; Artiodactyla; Cervidae
Gene: MRPL54
Product: mitochondrial ribosomal protein L54
Exons: 3
Coding region: 28-444 (138 amino acids)
Cellular component (GO): mitochondrial large ribosomal subunit
Molecular function (GO): structural constituent of ribosome
Source: RefSeq, a predicted model, not a curated record
UGCACGUGCACGUUGCCAGCAUACGUCAUGGCGGCUAGACUCCUCUUCGGUGCUACCCGGAGCUGGACCGGCUGGCGGGCCUGGGAGCUUCCAGACCGCGCGGCUUCUGUAAGACUACAUGUACGCGAUUAUGCCAAGAGACCGGUUUUUAAGGGGGGCAAAGGCGGCAAAGGUGCUGCGGUGGGAGAGACCCUGAAGGACCCUGAGGUGUGUACAGACCCAGUCCGGCUCACCACGCACGCCAUGGGUGUCAACAUCUACAAGGAGGGCCAGGAUGUGGUCCUGAAGCCGGAUUCCGAGUACCCCGAGUGGCUGUUCCAGAUGAAUGUGGGCCCCCCCAAGAAGCUGGAGGAGCUGGACCCAGAGACCCGGGAGUACUGGCGGCUGCUCCGGAAACACAACAUCUGGCGCCACAACCGGCUGAGCAAGAACCAGAAGUUCUAGCUGGGGAGGGCCAGAGCUCUCUAAAAGGACACUGACCCUCCAAGGACCUGGAGGAGACAGGACAGAUUGCAGGGUGGGGGGGAGUUGGUACCUCCCCCAGCCUGCCCCCAGGACUUUUUAUUUUCUGGAGAAGCAGACGUUUCUGAGAACAGAGGAGAAUACCCCCUCACUGGGGUUGCCCCCAGGGUGAGACUAAAUCAGGGCCCUGGGAACUAAUAAAGCCUUCUGGGGACAAUUA